UGCUACCAUAACUAUGACGACGCAACAAUCAUUCAUUAUCGAACCAAAAAAUCAUUCAUUGCCCUUUGGCUCUGCAACUCUCACUCCAUUUGUAUUCCAUGGCCGCCGCCAGAAGAAUCAUUGGGUCCAAUAAGACCUUGUUGCCGUCCAAUAAGACCUUGUCGCCUUCUCUUCUUUCUUUUCGCAGGGGAAUUGCUUUCAAGCUUUUCGUCGGAGGAUUGUCCUUCUGCACAACAGAGAAAGCAUUGUCAGAUGCGUUUUCCAAUUACGGGCAAGUUAUUGAAGCUAAAGUUGUAACAGAUAGGGUGUCAGACAGACCAAAAGGAUUUGGGUUUGUCACCUUCGCUUCACAAGAUGAGGCCGAAAAUGCCAUAACACAGAUGAAUCGAAAAGCACUAAAUGGACGUGUUAUUUUUGUUGAUUAUGCAAAACCCAAUGUCAACACAGGUGGUGGAAUGCCAAUUGCCAGAGGACCUCCUGCAGAUCCUUGAUUUCCCCUCAGACCAUAUGAUAUUGUUUAAUCAUUUAUUUGAGCAAGUGAUAUGUUAAAAAAUGGCUACUAUUAUGUACACAACAAGUAGAAGCACUGAGCAGCACAAGUGAUAAUUGAAGGAUUCAUGGAUUAUAUAAUACUGACAUGUGGAAGAUUUUGUGAUUGUAGCAGAAGCAUAUAAACUGUCCU
This is a messenger RNA of Abrus precatorius (Indian licorice), 682 nucleotides long. RefSeq names its product small RNA-binding protein 11, chloroplastic. NCBI's taxonomy places the organism in Eukaryota, Viridiplantae, Streptophyta, Magnoliopsida, Fabales, Fabaceae. Bases 99 to 491 code for a protein of 130 amino acids. The record is from RefSeq and is a predicted model, not a curated record. The transcript has 4 exons. Gene Ontology annotation, molecular function: RNA binding.